Molecule: messenger RNA, 396 nt
Organism: Tauraco erythrolophus (red-crested turaco)
Lineage: Eukaryota; Metazoa; Chordata; Aves; Musophagiformes; Musophagidae
Product: scale keratin
Cellular component (GO): intermediate filament
Molecular function (GO): structural constituent of cytoskeleton
Source: RefSeq, a predicted model, not a curated record
AUGUCUUGCUAUGACCUGUGCCCCACCACCGGCAACAUCGCCGUCCCCCAGCCCAUCGCUAACAGCUGUAAUGAGCCAUGUGUCCGGCAGUGCCCUGACUCCACGGCCGUGAUCCAGCCACCUCCCGUGGUGGUUACCUUCCCCGGCCCCAUCCUCAGCUCCUUCCCUCAGCAAGCCGUGGUGGGCUCCUCCGGAGCACCCGCCUUUGGGGGCAACCUGGGGCUGGGGGGCCUCUACGGUGCUGGGAGCCUCUACGGUUAUGGGGGCUCUCUGGGAUAUGGGGCCCAGUAUGGAUAUGGGAGUUCAGCCAUCUCUACACUCGGCAGUGGGUACUACAGCCCGUACUCCUCCCGUCGGUACAGCCGGCUCCUCCGCGGCAGCUGUGGGCCAUGCUAA